This is a messenger RNA of Eimeria necatrix, 411 nucleotides long. RefSeq lists its product as hypothetical. The record is from RefSeq and is a predicted model, not a curated record. The transcript has a single exon. The coding region runs from base 1 to 411 and encodes 136 amino acids. NCBI's taxonomy places the organism in Eukaryota, Apicomplexa, Conoidasida, Eucoccidiorida, Eimeriidae.
AUGAUGCAGCAGCAGCUGCAGCAAAAGAAAGAGGGCUGCAGCAGCUGGAGCAGCAAAAGAAAGAAAGCUGCAGCAGCAGCUGCAGCAACAGAAAAAAAGCUGCAGCAGCAGCUGCAGCAAAAGAAAGAAAGCUGCAGCAGCAGCUGCAGCAACAGGAAAAAAGCUGCAGCAGCAGCUGCAGCAGCAGCUGCAGCAAAAGAAAGAAUGCUGCAGCAGCAGCAGCAGCAGCAGCAAAAGAAAGAAUGCAGCAGCAGCAGCAGCAGCAAAAGCUUUGCGUCAGCCGGGACUCGAACCCGGGUCGCAACCUUGGGAGGGUUGCAUCCUACCCCUGGACUACUAACGCGACAGCAGCAGCAGCAGCAGCAGCAGCAGCAACACGAGCAGCAGCAGCAGCAGCAGCAGCAGCAGUAG